This is a messenger RNA of Cryptomeria japonica (Japanese cedar), 2322 nucleotides long. RefSeq lists its product as uncharacterized. The transcript is spliced from 2 exons. The coding region runs from base 452 to 1873 and encodes 473 amino acids. The record is from RefSeq and is a predicted model, not a curated record. Lineage: Eukaryota; Viridiplantae; Streptophyta; Pinopsida; Cupressales; Cupressaceae.
CUUAUACAACGGAUAGGCUCCUCCUCCUCAUCCAAAAUAACCAGUGCAAUUCACAAGUAAUUUGCUCCUAAUUCAUUUUUCAUGUUUCCACAAAUGCUGAGGCACUGAAUUGUGAGACAGGUCAUUUACAGAAUCGACUAUUUUAUCAAAAAGAGUAAUCUCAACGGCUUGAUUUGCAGGAUUUCUGCUCUGAAAUGCGGCCCACCAUAACCUGUUCAUGUGAAUUGUUUGAUAAAUCAAAAGAUUUUAAAGUGUUUGAGAUAAUGACUUGUAAACGGUGGAGCGCCUGCGCGGCUUUCUUAUCGGGAACGUUUUUAUAGUUGGAAAUUCGUAUUCAGGAACUAAAGAGAUAACUUGAAUUUGUGUGAUUUUUGCAGGUUAUAAGUGUUUGGCAGAGUUAAAUCAGUUCAACGCCCAGAAAGGAAGAAAUCUUUAGAAAUUCAUUAUAAAUAUGAAUAUGGUACUCAAGAAAUCAACUUGUGCUGUUCAGGAAGAGCAUAGGAGUAGCAUUGAAGAUUUGCCAGAUUCCCCAGUUUCAUGCUCGGAGGAGCAUGAUGCUUUUUGUGAUGAAGGCGCAGAGACUGUGCUCUGGAGUAAUGCAGCAUUCAGAACAAGCUUGAGCAGUAGUUUUUGCUCUAAUCAGGAGGGAUUUUCACCCAGAAACUCUCUCUGUCAAAAUCUAGCAUACAGAGAUUCCCAGAAGGCUGCCCACAACAAAAACCCAAUUCAUUGUUUUUCUGAGAAAUCUGUUUCAGUGAACUUUAUGAGAAAUUUCAGUGAGAUUUCUGCCCAGGGGUGUUGCAAGAUGAUAAAAGUUGAAGCACAGCUCAAGUCCCCUGUAAUGGAACGGAGUAGUGUGCCCUACAAAAGUACUGAGCUUUCAGAGUUAAAUGGGAAAUGUAAGGCUCUGUCAGGCCUUAAUAAUGGAAUGAUUAUAUCAGAGGAGGAAGUGAAAAUUAAAGCAGAGUUGGAGAAAGAAAUUGAGAAGGCAUUGGAGGAAGAGAUUAAGGAUGGUAUCCUAGUUCUUACUCAGAGGCUUGCACUGUUACAUGCUCGCCAGAAAGUCAGAAAAGAGGACUGUCAAUAUCAUAAAUCUGAGUUUAACACACCAUUGAAGUCUUACGAUGGUGCACUGCAAGAUUCAAAUUAUGGUUUGAUCUUGUACCCAAAAUUGCCUAAGGGUACUACCAGUCCCUUAGGGUUAUCAUCUUCUUCCAGAGAGAAAAAAAGCUCUGCUCAUGGCAAUGAAGGCAGGCGUUAUAAGAGUCCAGGUGACCCAAAAGAUCCAGAGAAGAAAUUCUAUAAGGAUUUUGAUUGGGUGAGGACUUUAAGGUCAGGAGCUAAAUUGAAUUCCCCAAAAAAGCCCAAUAACAGGCUUGCAGAGCAUGAAAAGUUGAGAAAGGAUUCCCCUAGGUUUUCUAAAUUAAAUUCCCCCAAAAAUCCCAAUCAUAGCCUUCCAGACCAUGAAAAGUUGAGAAAUGACUCCCCUGGGUCUUCUCGUGCUCUUUUUUCAGAACCCAUCAAUGAAAAGUUGUGUUCAACCAGUGAGCUCCCUCUGCAUGGAAAAUUUUCUGCCAAGCUCAGUCCAAAGGAUGAACUUUGUAGCACUGAACAGAUUCACAGUACCCACAGUUCUGUUUCCAGCAAAGUGGUUAGUAGAGAAGGAAAUGAUGCAGUUGAAGAAGCCAAGCCAGUAUGUCAGGCUGAGGGGAAACCUAAAGAGAACAGAUUGCUUUUGAUUGAUAUGAUGAAUAAACUCAGAGCUUCUAAUGCUUAUAAUGUUGGUGAGCAAUCCAAAAAAGGAGCAUUUUACAGAAAGCAAGCUUCUCCAUCAAUAGGCUUGGUUAAAAAUGCUACAAAUGCAAUGCAAUAAGUGAGGUUAGAGGAGGAUUGUUGAAGGUUUGAUUGGAAGGAACAAUUGAAUAAUUUUAUACAUUUUAGUGACUACUGAAUGGCCAGUUCAAAGAGGAUAUUGAUUUGGUUAGAGUAGAAACAAUUAUAUUCUAUUCAUAAUUAUAAUAAUUAUAUUCUAGAGUGUGUAUUUUUUGUACUUUUAUGAAAGUGAAAGUCGAGAAGAGUUUUAUUUUAGAGUGUGAUGUCUUCAAGGACGGUAGGGACAAAUAUGUUAAUAGGAGACUGCGAAAGAUCUCUUAUUUACAUUGGGGAACAUUGAGAAGUUGGGGACACUCAUCAUCAACUUUCACAGGAAAAGGAUUGAUUUGCAGAAGUCAGCUUGAUUGGGCAGGCUGUUCCAUGGGCUAGGUUUAACCUCGUGAAUGUUAAAAUUGUCUUGUUGUCUUCUCCUUCUCAAAUUAUUGUGAA